GUAUUAAAGUCACAGCUUGCAACUGUACAGGUACACAAAAAUGAAGCUAGUAAAUUAGGGUUUUCAGAAAAUCACAAUCUCUCAAUCAAUCACAUUCGCAGAAAUGAAGCUCUCUGUCAAGAUUUUAAAAGGUGGCGAAUUCGAUAUCAGGGCUCAACCUACUGAUACUAUUAUGGCUGUCAAGAAAAUAAUAGAAGACAUACAAGGGAAAGACAAAUAUCCUUGUGGACAACAAAUACUGAUUUACAAGGGUAAGGUCUUAAAAGAUGAGAGCUCGAUAGCUGAGAUUAAAAUCUGUGAGGAUGGAUUUCUUGUUCUCAUGCUGAGCAAGCUUACAUCGGCACCAGGACCAGCACCCAGUGCAAAUACUAGUCCAGCAGUGGAAGCUCCUUCAUCUACUGCUCCUGUCACAUAUGGCCAAGCUACUUCAAAUGUAGUUACUGACCCUGAUUUAGAGCAAACAACUCAACAUAUAAUGGAUAUAGGUGGAGGCAUGUGGGAUAAGGAAACCGUUACCCGUGCUCUUCGAGCUGCUUAUAACAAUCCAGAGAGAGCUGUGGACUAUCUGUAUUCUGGCAUCCCCGAAACAGCUGAAACUGAUUUUUCAAGCAUUCAUUUGCCUUCGGUUACAACAGGAGCUUCACCAAUUUCUACAUCACCUAAUAUAUCUCCAUUAAAUAUGUUCCCUCAGGGAAAUCUGUCAGGUGCAACUGGAGGUGGGCUUGGGUUACUUAGUUUCCUUAGAAAUAACCAGCAGUUCCAAGCUCUACGUUCAAUGGUGCAUACAAAUCCUGAAAUGUUAGAGCCCAUGCUUGAGGAGUUAGGGAAGCAAAACCCUCAAAUUCUAAGACAGAUCCAGGAGAAUCAUACAGAGUUUCUUGAUUUAGUUAAUGAACCCGUCAACAGUUCUGAAGGGAAUUUAUUUGAUCAGCCUGAGGACACGCCCCUUGCAAUUAGUGUAACUCCAGCUGAGCAGGAGGCCAUUGAACGACUUGAAGCGAUGGGGUUUGAUAGAGCCCUUGUCGUUGAAGCCUUCUUGGCUUGUGAGCGCAAUGAGGAAUUGACAAUCAACUACCUAUUGGAGCAUUCCGGAGAUUAUGAGGAUUAAUUGGAAAUUUCAACCUUUAAAUUACAGGUCAAUGGAUCUGUAAAAGAAAAUAUUUAGUAUUCUAUUAUUAAUGCAUAAGCAAAUGAGCAUUAUUAUUCUGUUUUAAAUUGGGAGAUAGUUUUCCUCUUUCUACACAUGCCACAUGCAGGACUCUUAUACUUAUAUUUAUUUUGCUCAAGGUGAAGAAUAUUGCUGACUUA
This is a messenger RNA of Daucus carota subsp. sativus, 1308 nucleotides long. RefSeq names its product ubiquitin receptor RAD23b. The record is from RefSeq and is a predicted model, not a curated record. Gene Ontology annotation, cellular component: cytosol; nucleoplasm. Lineage: Eukaryota; Viridiplantae; Streptophyta; Magnoliopsida; Apiales; Apiaceae. Gene Ontology annotation, molecular function: proteasome binding; damaged DNA binding; polyubiquitin modification-dependent protein binding. Gene Ontology annotation, biological process: nucleotide-excision repair; proteasome-mediated ubiquitin-dependent protein catabolic process. The coding region runs from base 104 to 1108 and encodes 334 amino acids. The transcript has 10 exons.